CCUUGUUCCAAUUCAUCUUGACAUGGCGUCUAGAAGAUUGUCUAAGUCUGUUUCCGCAGCCAUCAAGGCACACAAUGCUCUUUCAAGACCUUCUAUCCUUCUCCGGUCUCGCGCUCUCUCUGCCUGUGCUCACUUCAGCUCGCGUUCCUCAUCCAAUUCCUUUCUUUUCCGACCAGACUCCUUCGUCAGAGUUUCCGGAAACGGCAUAACUUCAGCGACUCAAGCCACUUCUCGUGGCCAACUUUUACCUCUUUCUCUCCAAUUCCCUUCUCCACGCCGCUUCUCUGAUAAGUCAGAUCAGACUGAUGAUAAGGAGAAAGCACUUGAAACAUAUGGAAGUGAUUUAACGGAGAUGGCUAAACAAGGAAAACUCCCUCCUCUCAUUGGACGCGAUGAUGAAGUUAACCGGUGCAUCCAAAUACUAUGCAGGAUGACAAAAAGCAAUCCUGUUAUCAUCGGUGAACCCGGUGUAGGGAAAACCGCUAUUGCAGAAGGGUUAGCGCAGCGAAUUGUAAAAGGGGAUGUCCCUGAACCUCUCUUGAACCAGAAGGUUAUAUCUCUCGACAUAGGUGCACUGAUUGCUGGUACCGAAUAUCGAGGAGAAUUUGAGGAAAGGUUGAAAGCAAUGUUGAAUGAAAUAACUGCAUCCAAUGGCAAGACAAUCUUGUUCAUUGAUGAAAUCCACACUAUUGUUGGUGCAGGAGCUUGUAAAGAUGAUACAAUGGAUGUGAGCAACCUCCUAAAACCAAUGCUUGGAAGAGGUGAACUACGAUGCAUUGGUGCAACUACGCUAACCGAAUACCGCAAAUAUAUGGAGAAAGAUCCAGCUCUUGAACGUAGGUUUCAGAAAGUGUUCUGUAAUCAGCCAUCUGUUGAAGAUACCAUCUCGAUUCUUCGUGGGUUAAGAACGCGGUAUGAGUUACAUCAUGGUGUUAAGAUAUCAGAUGGUUCUCUAGUUUCAGCAGCGGUCUUGGCAGACCGCUACAUCACUGAACGCUUUCUUCCAGACAAAGCUAUUGAUCUUGUUGAUGAAGCUGCUGCAAAGUUGAGGGUUUUGACCACUCCGAAACCAACUGAACUGGAUGAAAUAAACAAAGCUGUGCUCAAACUCGCGACGGAGAAGUUUUCUUUGCAAAGGGAUACUGAAAAAGCUUCUAUGGAAGUUCUACAGAAAAUGAAUAAAGAUUUGAGCAGGCUCACGGAUAAACGAAACAAACUCAGUAAGCAAUUGGAGCAAGAAAAGUCUCUCAUUACUAAAUUACGUUCGUUUAAAGAAGAGAUCGAUAAAUCCGCGGAACUUGAAUGUGGUCUAAACGGUACUGAUGAUCUUAAGUAUGGAACAAUUAUUUCUCUCCAACGCCAGUUAGAAGAAGCGGAGAAAAAUUUCACCAAUCCCGAAGAUUCACUCCAAGGAGAGGUAACCGAUGUCCACAUAGCAGAGAUAGUAAGCAAGUGGACCGGUAUUCCACUAUCAAAUCUUCAGCAAUCAGAGAAAGAAAAGCUAGUCAUGUUGGAAGAAGUGCUUCACAAGAGAGUUGUUGGUCAAGAAAAGGCUGUAGAAUCAAUAGCAAAUGCUAUCCGUUGUUCAAAGGCUGGCCUAUCAGAUCCUAACCGUCCAAUAGCCAGUUUUAUGUUCAUGGGUCCAACAGGUGUUGGUAAAACCGAGCUUGCCAACACUCUUGCUGGAUACCUUUUCAACACUGAAAACGCGAUAGUGAGGAUCGAUAUGAGUGAGUACAUGGAAAAAAACUCAGUCUCACGGCUCGUUGGUGCACCUCCUGGUUGUGCUGGUUUUGAAGAAGGUGGGCAGUUAACUGAAGCUGUUAGGAGGAGACCUUACUCAGUGGUUCUAUUUGACGAGAUCGAGAAAGCACACCCGGAUGUUUUCAAUAUCUUUCUACAGAUACUAGAUGAUGGAAGAGUAACUGAUUCUCAAGGAAGGACCGUAAGUUUUAGAAACUGCUUUGUAGUAAUGACGUCUAACAUAGGAUCACAACCCAUACUUGAGACUUUCCGCAACAAUAAAGAUAGCAAAGAAGCUGUUUAUGAGAUGAUGAAGCAACAAGCUGUGGAGUUAGCAAGACAGACUUUUAAGCCAGAGUUCAUGAAUAGAAUUGACGAAUACAUAGUUUUCCAGCCGUUGGAUUUAACAGAAUUAUCCAAAAUCGUGGAGUUUCAGAUGAGACGAGUGAAGAAUUUGUUGGAACAAAAGAAAAUAAAUCUUGAGUACACAAAAGAAGCGGUGGAGCUCCUUGCUCAGCUUGGGUUUGACCCCAACAAUGGGGCAAGGCCAGUGAAGAGAGUGAUUCAAGAGAUAGUGAAGAAGGAGAUCUCAUCAAAACUUUUGAAGGGAGAAAUUUCAGAGGAAGACACUAUACUUCUCGAUGUUGACCUACCUAACAACAAGUUGGUCAUCAAGAAGCUCGAGAUUAAUGCUCAUGUUGAAGAAUUGGCUGCAUAAUCAUACAAACUUAUUAAGACGUACGAUUCGGUUAGCGGUUAUAUCUCUAUUAUUCUAAUGAUGAUGUUUUAAGGAUUGUAUUUACCGACGAAAGCAAAAACAUCGACUUCUUCUUAGUCCACAAGCAUUUUAAAUUUAAAAGUUCGAGCGAUGAAUAAUGUGUUAAGAUAUUU
Messenger RNA from Arabidopsis arenosa, 2634 nucleotides. The record is from the annotation of a GenBank genome assembly. Lineage: Eukaryota; Viridiplantae; Streptophyta; Magnoliopsida; Brassicales; Brassicaceae.